AUGAGUGUCAUCAUCGCCAUCUCCUACAAGCACCUGCGCCCGUACCUGAUUUUCGCAUGGAUGUGCUUCUUCCGUCCGAUUGGCAAGAAGGAGGCUGAUCAGCGGCAGAGACUGGACAGCUUCUAUGCAGGACAGGCCGAUGUGUAUGACGCCACGCGUCACCGGCUGUUGCGCGGAAGACAGACCUUACUUCGUCUAUGUGCAGCACACAUUCGCCACAUGAAGAAAGAGAAUCCCACAAAGCCCCUGGUUUGGGUCGACAUUGGCGGCGGCACCGGAUUCAACAUUGAGGAGAUGGACAGCUAUUUCCCAAUCAAGGACUUCGACAGCGUGUAUCUCAUCGACCUGUGCGAACCGCUGCUCGACGUUGCUCGCCGACGAUUCGCCGCGCGGGGGUGGAAGAACGUGCAGGUGCUCUGCCAGGACGCCACGUUCUUUAGCCUGCCCGAGUGGGACAACAACCUCGUCAGCGCCCGGGGUGCCGUCAGCGUGUUCACGCUCAGCUACUCGUUGUCGAUGAUCCCUUCCUAUUUCGCGCUGCUCGACCGCAUCGACGAACUGCUCGACCCGGCCGGUCUGCUGGGUGUGGCUGACUUUUACACGUCGUCGAGGGCGAGUACGCCGCUCGAGCGCGCUAUUGGCAAUGGCAAUGAGCGCCGUACUGGGUUCUUUAGUCGGUGGUUCUGGCAGAUAUGGUUUGAUCUCGACCAUGUGUCUUUGUCUUCUGCGCGUCGCGAGUACUUGGAAUACCGCUUUGGAACGUCCUACAAUGGGCGGAACCACAUGAUCCCUUGGCUAGUCCAAAUCCCCUACUACGUCUUCCUCGGCUGCUCGCGCUCGCGCUCGACGGCACGCGCGUUCAAGGCAUUCGAGAUCGAGGCGGGCAACAUCGUAGGCUCGGGGCACAUUACGCCGCUACACUCACCGCCCGCAUCACCGAUGAGUCCGACGCCGUCCUUCUUUUCGAGCGUGACAGCCGUCGACAUGCCUGAACUCGAGCUUAGACCUAGUGCUCUCGAGGACAAGCUAGCGAAGCAGAACAGGCUCGCGUUUCCACUGUCGUCGUUCCACUAUCAGAACCGCUACUGGCGGCUGCCCUUCCUCGAGCAGAAGGAGCACGGCAAUUUCAGGACGUGGAUCUACGGCUUUACGGUGCGCAUAUACCUGGUUUGGGAAGACCCGGAAGUUGAUAUGCAACACUUGAACCUCACUCGUGAAGACUCGCUCUUCGUCAUUACGUCAGCAGGCGACAAUGCGCUGCACUACGCGAUAAGCGCUCGCCCGCGGAGGAUUCACUGUGUCGAUAUAAACCCCUGCCAGGGCCACCUCCUGGAGCUGAAGCUCGCGGCCGCCUCCGCAUUGACGUAUGACGAAUUCUGGGCGAUGUUCGGCGAGGGCUACAUCGCAAACUUCGAGGAGAUCCUCGACCUGAAGCUCUCCCCGUUCCUGUCCUCGGUCGCCUACCAGUUCUGGCGCGCGAACGCGAACGCGUUCCGCUCGGGCUUCCACACGUGCGGGUACUCGGGGCAAGCAGUAUGGAUCUCUAAGUGGGCGUUCAGGCUCGGUGGUGUGCGCCGCUGGGUCGCGCGCAUGGCCGACGCCGAAACAGUCGAGGAGCAGGGACGCAUCUGGGACGAGCACCUCCGCCCAGUGCUCCUCUCUCCAUGGUUCGACAAGCUCUGCCUCACGAACCCGAUCUUCCUCUGGAACGCGCUCGGCGUGCCGAGAAACCAGAUGAACUGCUUCCUUAAGGAGGGUGUCUCAGCGCUGCAGUACGGUGCGGAGACGUUUGAUCCCAUUGCACAUAAAACACACAUGCGUACCGGAGCCUACCACUACCUUCUGUGCCUCUUGGGUCGCUACACUCAUGAAUCGUGCCCUCUCUUCCUUAAGCGCGAAGGUUUUACUGCGCUCAAAGAAAAUAACUGCGAGCUGCUCGACUCCUUCCGCUUGCACACCGACUCCAUCAUGAAUGCACUGCAGGGUCUUGCUGAUGGCUCUAUCACCAAAAUGGUCGUCAUGGAUCACAUGGACUGGUUCGACCUUAACGACCCUUCAUCACAGGGCCCCGGCUGCCCGGUCGAUGCCGAAAUCUCACAGAUGCAUCGAGCCUUGAGCGAGGGCGGCGCCGUCUAUUGGCGCUCUGCUGCGCGGGAGCCAUGGUACAUCAAGAACUUCGUGAACAAAGGCUUCGAGGUCGAGGCAUUGGGUAUUCGGCAGCAUGGCGGAGCACCUAUUGAUCGGGUGAACAUGUACGCGAGCUUCUACCGCGCGGUCAAGCUUUAA
This is a messenger RNA of Phanerochaete carnosa HHB-10118-sp, 2286 nucleotides long. RefSeq lists its product as uncharacterized. The record is from RefSeq and is a predicted model, not a curated record. The transcript is spliced from 17 exons. NCBI's taxonomy places the organism in Eukaryota, Fungi, Basidiomycota, Agaricomycetes, Polyporales, Phanerochaetaceae. Bases 1 to 2286 code for a protein of 761 amino acids.